AUGUCCUCAGCACCCUCAAGCCGCACACCAUCGCGAGCCAGGCGGCGUGGCAAGAACGAUGUCACCGGCACGGCCGGUCAGGCGACAUGGAUCUCGAGUGUCAUCAAUCUGCUCAACACAAUCGUCGGCGCUGGUGUGCUGGCCAUGCCCCUCGCAAUGUCGCAUAUGGGUAUGGUGUUGGGAAUAGUGGUGAUGUUAUGGGCUGGCCUCACAGCUGGCUUCGGCCUAUACCUACAGACUCGAUGCGCGGCAUAUCUCGAGCGAGGAUCGAGUUCGUUCUUCGCGCUGAGCCAGAUCACGUACCCAAACGCGGCCAUCAUCUUCGACGCGGCGAUUGCGAUUAAGUGCUUCGGAGUGGGAAUAUCAUAUCUCAUUAUCAUUGGCGAUUUGAUGCCUGGAGUUGUGCUUGGAUUCGCCGAAGAGGAAGGCCUGGCACGAUUUCUCUUGGAUCGACAUUUCUGGAUCACAGCGUUCAUGCUGGUGUGCAUCCCGCUAUCGUAUCUACGCAGGCUCGAUUCGUUGAAGUAUACGUCGGUCAUUGCGCUCAUCUCGAUAUCGUACCUUGUUGUUCUGGUCGUGUACCAUUUUGCUUCGCACGACACCCUACCGGAGACUGGAUAUGAGACUCCGCUGCGGAUCUUCAAAUGGGCAUCGCCGAGCUUAGCGCUAUCAUCCUUGCCUGUCAUUGUCUUUGCCUACACUUGUCAUCAGAACAUGUUCAGCGUGCUCAAUGAGAUUGCGGACAAUUCCCAUUUCCGGACGACUGCCGUGGUCGGGGUCUCCAUAGGUACAGCCGCUGCUAUCUACGUCUUGGUUGCAAUUACAGGAUAUCUGUCAUUUGGAAAUGAAGUUGGAGGCAAUAUUGUGGCUCAGUAUGCGCCUUCGGUCUCUGCGACGAUCGGACGGGCUGCCAUUGUGGUGUUGGUGAUGUUCUCAUACCCUCUGCAAGUCCACCCAUGUAGAGCAUCGGUGGACGCGGUGCUCAAAUGGCGACCAUCCAAGUCUCUCACGAAGCGACUGUCGCGUUCUGCAACGCCAUCGUCGAACUCGUUGAGCGUUCCGGAUAGCUCUCCAGCGCGGGACGUCCCAUUACUAACCAUGGGAAAGAAGCGUAGCACUGAAAUCUCAGAGACUCGAUUCGCGCUCAUCACCACCAUUAUUAUCAUCCUCAGCUAUGUUGUCGCCAUGAUGGUUUCCAGCUUGGAAUAUGUGCUAGCCUACGUCGGCAGCACAGGCAGUACGUCAAUCUCGUUCAUUCUCCCGGGAUUGUUCUACUACAAGAUUUCGAGCCCGGACAACCCACUCCAUCAGAAGCUGUGCAAGGAGGAAGACGACUACGAUUAUGACUAUGAUCCCGCCGGCGUUUCGGAUGCCGAGCGAGUGCGGCGGCGCUCUGACGCCAGCGGACAAGAAGAGAGCGAAGGACUGCUCGCCAAUAGCGGCUUUCUUAGCCUCGGAGGCAGAAGUCUCCUGAAGAAGACGCGCAACUUUCGGCUGAAGUUGCUGAGGAAGUUGGCUUUGGCUUUGAGUAUAUAUGGGCUGGUAGUGAUGGUGACUUGCUUGACGAUGAACACCUUCUUCCUCGCAGCGAAAUGA
Molecule: messenger RNA, 1596 nt
Organism: Cyphellophora attinorum
Lineage: Eukaryota; Fungi; Ascomycota; Eurotiomycetes; Chaetothyriales; Cyphellophoraceae
Product: Vacuolar amino acid transporter 5
Exons: 1
Coding region: 1-1596 (531 amino acids)
Biological process (GO): amino acid transmembrane transport
Cellular component (GO): fungal-type vacuole membrane
Molecular function (GO): L-histidine transmembrane transporter activity; L-lysine transmembrane transporter activity; L-arginine transmembrane transporter activity
Source: RefSeq, a predicted model, not a curated record